AUUCGACUUGUUUGACCACUUAACAGGAUUGACCCUUUGUCCAAAAUACUAUACUCUUAAUUAAUUUAUAAAAAAAGUGAAUUUAAAAAUAAACAUAUUACAAAGAAAAAAAAAAAAAUCAUGCCAAAAACCUAAACUCGAACCCAUUCUCUCACCAUCCUCGCUCCACCUUAAGUAGAAAUCUUUCACUGCUUCUUUGAGGUGGUGCUGUUGAGUUUUCACGACGCCAGCCUCCAUUGAGUAAGACCCGUUCAUCGAGUUUUGUCGAAACAUGGAUGGCAAGGGAAUGGCAUUGAUUUCUGCUCUCCCAUAGAAAAAGGAUUUGCUGAUUUGGAAGUGACAUCUUAGGCCAUCACGCUCUUAUUCCUGUUAUAGUAUUGUUGCUUUGGUUCUCUCUCUUUAUUCCUUUGCUCCAUCAUCAGCAGAAGAUGGAGUACGUUAGUCCUGAAGGACUCCGUCUGGAUGGUCGGCGCCCCAUGGAAAUGAGGCAACUUCGAGCACAGAUUGGUGCUGUUUCCAAAGCCGAUGGUUCUGCUGUUUUUGAGAUGGGUAACACUAAAGUGAUUGCUGCAGUUUAUGGGCCAAGAGAGGUCCAAAACAGAAGCCAACAGAUUAUUGAUCAGGCAUUGGUGCGAUGUGAGUACACCAUGGCUAAUUUUAGUACUGGAGAUCGCAUGAGAAAACCAAAGGGGGACAGGCGAUCAACAGAAAUAUCUCUAGUUAUUCGUCAGACAAUGGAAGAAUGCAUAUUGACACACUUGAUGCCUCGAUCUCAGAUAGAUAUCUAUGUACGAGUUCUGCAAGCAGAUGGAGGAACUAGAUCUGCAUGUAUCAAUGCUGCAACCUUGGCCCUGGCAGAUGCUGGAAUCCCCAUGCGUGAUCUUGUUACUUCUUGUAGUGCUGGAUAUCUCAAUAGCACUCCUCUUCUUGAUUUGAACUAUGUUGAAGACAGUGCAGGAGGUCCGGAUGUUACUGUUGGAAUCUUACCUAAGUUGGACAAAGUCACUCUUCUUCAGAUGGAUGCUAAGUUGCCAAUUGAUACCUUUGAAAACGUUAUGCAACUUGCUGUCGAGGGCUGCAAGGCAAUAGCAAAUUAUAUUCGAGAAAUAUUGCUGGAGAAUACCAAGCAACUGGAAUAUCGGAGAGGGUUGUAGUUGGUGUUAGUAAGAAAUCAAAAAGUCACUUGCUCAUAACCUGAUAAUGUCAAAUAGGGAUAUAACAGUCAACGAGGGAAUUCAAAAGGUCACUUACUCAUAACCAACCAAAGGUCGGCCUGGUUGAUAACACCUUUUAAGUACACCUUGUAUUAUUCAUAGGUUCUUGAAUUUCCCUAUCUUAUUCAGCCUGUAUUAUUCCAGUUCCAAGUGGGUGUUACAUCCCAAGGUAAAAUUGAGUGGCAAACAUGUUUAGCUUCAUUUUUUUUCCCUUCUGCUGGUAGCAUUUGGUUUAGAAAUUACGUGGCAUCAAUUUUGAAUAUUGUUGGCAAAUUGUUCACUUUUAAGUGGUUUUAGAGCAUUUUUCUAGUAA
Molecule: messenger RNA, 1527 nt
Organism: Ricinus communis (castor bean)
Lineage: Eukaryota; Viridiplantae; Streptophyta; Magnoliopsida; Malpighiales; Euphorbiaceae
Product: exosome complex component RRP41 homolog
Exons: 12
Coding region: 429-1154 (241 amino acids)
Biological process (GO): U4 snRNA 3'-end processing; nuclear mRNA surveillance; poly(A)-dependent snoRNA 3'-end processing
Cellular component (GO): cytoplasmic exosome (RNase complex); nucleolus; nuclear exosome (RNase complex)
Source: RefSeq, a predicted model, not a curated record